CGUUUUCAAGAUGGCUUCUCCGAGUGCGGACCUCGACCAGUCCUUGCUUAGUUUUGAAAGACUUGACAGAGCAUCACCAGACUUGUGGCCAGAACAGAUUCCUGGUGUGUCGGAGUUUGCUGCAUUAAAACACAUAAAGAAAGAGGACACAUAUGGUAUUGGUUACAAAUCUAAAGGCAAGAUCGCUCCACAUACACCUCCAAAAUGGAUGGCUGAACUUGAAAAAGAUGACGUGGAUAUGUUGCAAGUUUUUCCUUCAGAGUUUGGGAGCUUGACAACUUCUCAGCUGAUUGAUAAAGUGAGAGGACUGCAAAAUUUAGCGUAUCAGUUGGGAUUGGACGAGGCACGAGAAAUGACACGAGGCAAAUUCUUGAACAUUCUACAGAAAAACAAAGCACCUAGAUAGGAAAACUGUGCAUCCUCAUAUUGGUGACGUUAUUCAACAAUGGAUUACUCAGUGAUGUUAUUGAAUUGUUGGCUAGAGACUUUACUGAGUUGACUGUUAGAGAUCUUCCCACCUCUUUAGGGGCUAGAAGCUUGUUCGCUAUGUGCAGCCUACUUUCUUAUGUCACUGGUAGAGACUAGUACAGGACACUUUCUUUUUCAUUUGUGACCCAUUGUUGUCUCAAAUUUAUGGUAACAAGACAUUUGUGGAAUGUGUGUGCAAAUGAGACUGUUCUUGAAAUAUCAUUUCUUGCUCUGUUUUGAUGCAAGAAAUGCCGUUAAAAUCCGUUUCGAACGGUGUAACGGUGUCUUUUGGCAGCUGGUAUUGUAUUGGAUUAAUCAAAGAUGUAAGGUCAAUCGUGGAGAUGGCUUGGAAUUCUAAGGCUUCUUAGUAGAAGAAGAAGUAACCCUGUGCUCUACAGAAAUCAAGGUUAAUUGUCAACUCCGGAUUAGUGUUCCAAAGUAAGCAAAGUAAAUCAGUCACAAGUGCUGAUUAUGCAAUAACAUAGUGUAUCUAUUAAAGAACAUUAAAAAGUAAAUUAUGUAAUAGCUGAAGUACCAUAGUCAGUUGGUAUCAGAAUUUGAAUAAAAAUUGGCAAUAGUAUAACAA
Lineus longissimus is the source of this 1054-nucleotide messenger RNA. Its product is annotated as protein lin-52 homolog. The record is from RefSeq and is a predicted model, not a curated record. Lineage: Eukaryota; Metazoa; Nemertea; Pilidiophora; Heteronemertea; Lineidae. Gene Ontology annotation, biological process: regulation of DNA-templated transcription. The transcript is spliced from 6 exons. Gene Ontology annotation, cellular component: DRM complex. The coding region runs from base 11 to 406 and encodes 131 amino acids.